AUGAAGACCACGCAGUCAAGUGGAAUAGUCAAUAUUACUCUCCAUUCGACUUACAGGCCACUCCACGUGAAUGUCCAAGUUCACGUGUUGAGGAAGGUUACAACCAACCUUCCCACUGAUCCACUACCUUCAGUAUCCCUACCACCUCAUCUGGAAAAACUGAAUCUCGCAGACCCUCAGUUUCUCCUAUCCAAACCAGUGGAUCUCAUUCUCGGUGCAGACGUCUACGGGCAAAUUAUCAAGCCCAAUAUCAUCCGACACUCGUCCACUCAGCUCAUCGCUCAGCUGUCAAUCUUUGGAUGGCUUGUCAUCGGGCCCAUUGAAGGUUCUCAGACUACUCGGAGGACCAUUCAUCAGGUGUCGGUCAAUAACACCGAUUGCCAGCUGAGUGAGUUAUUCAGUCGAUUCUGGACGCAGGAAGAACCACCACAGGACACGACACCUUUGCUCACUCCAGAAGAGCAAGAGUGUGAGUAUCAUUUCGAGACCACGCAUUCAAGAGAUUCUGAAGGACGCUACAUCGUACGAUUGCCGCUCAAGAUCCAUCCCCGAGCACUUGGCAACUCCUAUCAGACUGCUCAUCAUUGCCUUCAGAGGAUGCUCAGAGGACUCACCAAGGACGCCCAGUACAAUCAGCUGUACACCAAGUUCAUACGUGAAUACGAAGAACUUGGUCAUAUGGUAAGACGAAACCAUGACUCAAUAAUUAGUCCGUUUCAGUACUUUCUUCCACACCAUGGCGUUCUGAAGUUGGAUAGCACAACCACCGCUUUACGUGUGGUCUUCAAUGGCUCCAGUUCAACGUCCUCAGGCUACUCAUUGAAUGAUCUUCUUCACGCAGGCCCCAAUCUCAUGCUGAACAUCGCGGAUCUGCUCAUUUGUAUACGCAGAUACAAGCAUCUUUUUGCAACGGACAUCACCAAGAUGUAUCGCCGAAUCAAAGUACAUUCUGACGAUUGGGGUUUGCAUCAGAUACUCUGGAUUGACGACGCAAAUCGGGAAACGCAGUUUCAACUCACCACGGUCACGUAUGAAACGAAAGCUGCACCGUUCCUGGCUGUCAGAACACUCUUGCAACUUGCUGAAGAUGAAGGAUCGAAGUACCCUCUUACUGUGGAGCCCAUAAAAAAUGGCAGGUAUGUCGAUGACAUUUUUGGUGGUGCGGAUACAGCUGAUCAUCUCAUUGAAGUUGCAACUCAGUUAACGCAGCUUUGCCACGCUGGUGGUUUUCCACUGGCCAAGUGA
Hylaeus volcanicus is the source of this 1245-nucleotide messenger RNA. RefSeq lists its product as uncharacterized. The record is from RefSeq and is a predicted model, not a curated record. Lineage: Eukaryota; Metazoa; Arthropoda; Insecta; Hymenoptera; Colletidae. The transcript has a single exon. Bases 1 to 1245 code for a protein of 414 amino acids.